AUGCGAAGAUUCCACGACGGAAUAACGCUCCUUUGGUUUUUAUGUAUUCUUAAGCUAUUCGUUGCAUCGGUUACGAUAGCAGUAUACUUUUUCAUUGAUUGUGAGCUAGUGGUUGACCAUGAACAUUGGAGUGUAAGUCAGCAGCCUUUUCGCUAUGUUAAUAACCCGCCUUUUCUUUCAGCAUUUGGCAAUUUUUGUUCUGCAAACAGUGUUGCUGUAUACGGCGGUGAAAACGUUUUAUUACUCAAUCAGAUUGUCGUUGAUUUCACUGUUCCCACCAUCAAAUAUUGUGCAUAUUUAUCUGCUUUUCUGUAUGUCCGUAAAAAGCAUUACUGUAUUUUUUGGAAAAUUCUAGAUCUCCUGUUAACAAUCACUUCUCUUCUUGGUAUUUUAUACAGAAAAGAUACUCUGCCAGAAGUGAAAUACCUCGAGAUAUGGUUUGCGGUUUUGCUGACGUUCUGUUUAGUAAAAAUUGCAGAGGGUGCCGCAAGCAAAUGGCAGGUAGGUGAAGAGAAAUGAUGAUUAUAUUCUAUGAUACUUUUAAUUAAGGAUGACUAAACCUUAUCAUCAAAUAUUUCCAUUUAUUUAGAUGAUAAAGCGGAAAUACAACCGUUGACGGACAAAAUAGAGUUCACAAGUUCCGGUUACAAAGAGUUUGUAUAAUGAAUGCUUAUAUGCGAAGCCAGGUCAUCGCAAAUUUCUGAGGUCUCAAGGGAAAUAAUUUCAUCAACGAAACCGUCUAAAACGAACAAAUUUUUUGUACGGUUGCAAUUUUCUUUACAGAGGCUUGAUUUUAGAUUCUUCAUUAUUGUUAGUCUGUCGGAAAAAUAAUGAAAAAAGUACUGUAGGGAUCACUGCGUCCAAAUUCCUCAAAUGCCCGUGACAUUUCUAGCUGAGCCGCUUCAAAGCCUACCUCUCGCUGCAAAACACUCUGGCCAAUGUGGAAAUCACUGACGGCUUUGUUUAUCUGAACUAUCAGUUUUUGUUUGCGAACCGCGCCUUCGGCCGCAAAUAUCGGAACGAUUCGACCCUCGAAUCCACCCUCAUCUACGAAUACGUGCGUCUGCGGCGCUACUCGAACCUCUUACAGCGAAUCGGUUCGACGUCAAGCAUGCCAGCCAAAUUGAUGAUUCAUAACGAUUUGCUGGGAGAGAUAACAAAUCACAUAAAUUUUUUGUUGCUGAAGGACCGCUCUCUGAAGCGGUUCGACCAGUUGACAGAUUAUCAGUUACUGGAAAUGUAA
Bursaphelenchus xylophilus (pine wood nematode) is the source of this 1243-nucleotide messenger RNA. The record is from the annotation of a GenBank genome assembly. Lineage: Eukaryota; Metazoa; Nematoda; Chromadorea; Rhabditida; Aphelenchoididae.